Messenger RNA from Morchella importuna, 1518 nucleotides. RefSeq lists its product as uncharacterized. Gene Ontology annotation, molecular function: flavin adenine dinucleotide binding; dihydrolipoyl dehydrogenase (NADH) activity. The transcript has 7 exons. Gene Ontology annotation, cellular component: oxoglutarate dehydrogenase complex; mitochondrion. NCBI's taxonomy places the organism in Eukaryota, Fungi, Ascomycota, Pezizomycetes, Pezizales, Morchellaceae. The record is from RefSeq and is a predicted model, not a curated record. Bases 1 to 1518 code for a protein of 505 amino acids.
AUGUUGAAGUCGUUUAUUCCCCGACAGUCCCGCUCAUUACUCCGGCCCUUGAACUCAGGCGCCCCCUCCGCCUUCUACCUUGUUCCCCGCAGAGGAUUCGCCUCUGAGACUCCCGAACAUGAUGUAAUUGUCAUUGGUGGCGGUCCUGGAGGAUACGUUGCGGCCAUCAAGGCUGCUCAGGAGGGAUUGAAGACUGCUUGCAUUGAGAAGCGUGGUGCUCUGGGUGGAACAUGUUUGAAUGUGGGAUGUAUCCCUUCAAAGUCGCUACUCAACAAUUCGCAUAUCUACCACCAGAUCCUACACGAUGUAAAGAACCGUGGUAUUGAUGUCGAGGGUGUUAAGCUCAACCUUACACAAAUGAUGAAGGCAAAGGAAACCUCCGUCUCCGGUCUUACAAAGGGUAUCGAGUAUCUUUUCAAGAAGAACGGCGUCGACUAUAUCAAGGGAACCGGUACCCUCACCGGCGAAAACGAAAUCAAGGUGAAUCCUCUCGAUGGUGGAGAAGCUCAGACAUACCGCGCAAAGAACAUCAUCAUCGCCACUGGAUCAGAGGCUACACCAUUCCCAGGACUCGAAAUCGAUGAGAAGAGAGUUGUUACCAGCACAGGUGCGAUUGCGCUCACAGAGGUGCCUAAGAAAAUGAUCGUUAUCGGAGGUGGUAUCAUUGGACUCGAGAUGGGAUCUGUGUGGUCACGAUUGGGUGCUGAGGUUACCGUGGUUGAAUACUUGGGCGCUAUCGGUGGCCCAGGUAUGGAUGCUGAUAUGGCCAAGACCAUGCAGAAGAUUCUCUCAAAGCAGGGCAUGAAGUUCAAGCUCAACACUAAGGUUCUCGGUGGCGAUGUCAACGCCGAUGACAUUAAGAUCAAGAUUGAGGCUGCGAAGGGUGGAAAGGAGGAGCAGCUCGAUGCCGACGUUGUCCUUGUCGCUAUCGGCCGUAGACCCUACACCUCCGGCCUUGGUCUCGAGAACGUUGGUAUCGAAACCGACGAGAGAGGCCGUAUUGUCAUUGACCAGGAAUACCGCACCAAGAUUCCCCACAUCCGCGUAAUCGGAGAUGUCACUUUUGGAGCUAUGCUGGCGCACAAGGCCGAGGAGGAGGGUAUCGCAGCGGUUGAGUACAUCAGCAAGGGACACGGACACGUUAACUACGGCGCCAUUCCUAGCGUCAUGUACACCCACCCUGAAGCUGCCUGGGUUGGACAGACCGAGCAGGAGGUUAAGGCCACUGGAAAGCCCUACAACAUUGGAAGCUUCCCAUUUAGCGCCAACUCUAGAGCCAAGACCAACUUGGAUACUGAAGGAAUGGUUAAGUUUAUCACAGACAAGGAGACCGACAGGAUUCUGGGAAUCCACAUCAUUGGACCCAACGCUGGUGAGAUGAUUGCAGAAGGUGUUUUGGCUCUUGAAUACGGUGCAUCUUCAGAAGACAUUGGUCGCACAAGUCACGCUCACCCUACCCUCUCUGAGGCUUUCAAAGAGGCUGCCAUGGCUGCCUACUCGAAACCUAUCCACGCAUAA